Molecule: messenger RNA, 243 nt
Organism: Prunus armeniaca (apricot)
Lineage: Eukaryota; Viridiplantae; Streptophyta; Magnoliopsida; Rosales; Rosaceae
Source: the annotation of a GenBank genome assembly
AUGUUGCUCCGGUUGUUAGAAGAAGCGGGAUAUAUUAGUGAUGGUCUUAUUCAUAAAAGUAAGUGGCCAGUUAAUCACGUAAUGGAUGCACCCCAACAAGUUGGCGGGGGCGACUGUGGGAUGUACAUCCUGAAAUACUACGAGUUUCUAACCUCAAAUGUUGACCUAGCCAAAAUUUCCCAUGACCUCAUGUCCUUCUUUCAGUUGAAGCUUGCUUUACAGUUGUUGCAGGGAUAUUGGUAG